CAAAUCAGCCAGUUACGUACGCACAUUGCUCAACUUGAACAAGAAAAGAAUAUGCUCCAACUUCACAAUAAACAUCUUUCGAAAACUGUCGAUGAACUUCUCGCAAACCAGUUUGGAAUAACAAAAUUUAUGGGUGAAGACUCGGACAUCAACUUUUACACCGGCUUCCCAAAUUAUCAAACACUACUGGCUUGCUACAAUUUCUUAAAUCCGGGGGAAAAUGGUGAGAACAUUGUUUACAUCACUAGUGCGAACGACGAGUUAGAGUUUCCGGCGUUUCCAACCAAUGAGAUUAACCGGGAAACAAACCCGGCAGACGUCGGAAACUAAGUACUCUGGACGAGUUUUUUAUCGUCCUUAUCAGAAUGAGGCUUGGAUUAUU
Messenger RNA from Porites lobata, 382 nucleotides. Lineage: Eukaryota; Metazoa; Cnidaria; Anthozoa; Scleractinia; Poritidae. The record is from the annotation of a GenBank genome assembly.